CGUGUUCAUGGCGGAAGCCGCACUGAAUUGAACUGAGAGCAGCUGUUUUACUUUAUUCCGUGCAAAUGAUUUGCAAGGUGGACAGGUAACGCUGACUCCAGAACGGACUACAUUUUUUGUUUUCCGGUUGUGUGUACGGAACUAAAUGUGAACUGGUAGCGUCUAUGUGAGCACUAUUCUGCGUUCCUGAAAGGGUGACAUACUAGCAUGAUGGCUGAGGGCAGUUCUUUUAUUAAAGGCUUGAUUCUAGGGGGUAUAUUUUGCCUGGUGAUGACUUCCUUUGAGACCUUUAAUCCAGGAGUCCACCACUCAAAAGGUCAACUGCAUCUUCACCAUCAUCUGAAACCCCUCAGCAAAGAUGAACUACAAAAGUUACCAGAGAGUCAGAUGUCCGAUCUCACCCAGCAAGUUCGAGUGUACUGUCUCAUCAUGGUCACUCCCAAGCUCCUGGUCCACUGGGUGACAGCCAACGACACUUGGAGCAAACACUGCGACAAAUCAGUGUUCUACACGUCCGAAUCUUCCAAAGCUCUAGAGGCGUUUGACCUACAGGAGCAGGAUGAGUGGGCUAGACUGCGCAAAGCCAUCAAACACGCCUAUGAGAAUGCCGGUGACCUACGCUGGUUCUUCGUGGCCCGGCCCACCACAUUUGCAAUUAUAGAGAACCUCAAGUAUUUGGUUUUGGAUAAAGAUUCAAGCCAGCCGUUUUACAUUGGCCACACGGAAAAGUCAGGAGAGCUGGAUUAUGUGGAGUACGACAGCGGGAUUGUGCUGAGCUACGAGGCAGUUAGGAGGCUGAUAGAGAUGUUCAAAGAUGAGGACAAAUGCCCAGAACGUGGACGUGCCUUGUGGAAAACGCCCGAAGAAAAGCAGCUCGCCACCUGUCUGAAGUACAGUGGGGUGUUCGCUGAAAAUGGAGAGGAUGCGCAAGGCAAAGGGCUUUUCAACAAGAAGAGCACUAGCUCUUUAAUUUCCGACAGCAUGAGCCAAAACCCAGCCGACGUCGUGGAGGCCUGUUGUUCUGACAUGGCCAUCACAUUUGGAGGUAUGUCUCCGAGCCAGAUGCAGGUCUUGAUGUUCGGUGUCUAUAGGCUCCGGCCGUAUGGACACGACUUUCAUGAUUCCUUGACAUUUCUGCCUCCUAAAGACUCUGAUAAUGACUGAUUGACUUCAUGGUUUCUGUAUUGGAACUGUUACUGUGACAACUGAAAUGUUGACUGGGUUCAGGGCUGAAUUUUCUGUGGUGUGUUAUGUGUACUUUCUGAUUGUGUGUGCUGAAGGUUGGUGUUGCUGUGUAAGAUGAGGAUUUUUUUCUCUCCCUGCUUUCUGCUAAAAAUGUGCUCUGGUAAAAGCAAAAGGAUAACGGUUUGUAUAUGAGCAUGAUUUAAUCAUGAGGGCCAGUAUAGGAUAAUUUUGUGCGCUUGAUAAUAUUUUGAAUAAAAAUUUGCUAGAUUUAUGAAUGCUACAUGGAUCAUAUUUGCACUGUGAUGUUUUAUGGUAUACACUUCUACAACUCACCACAAUAAACAAUUCAACAGAAAAUCAGUUAAUUGUAUAUAAGAAAAUGCAAAGUAUAUACUUUAUAUGAUCCAUUUGAUGAUAAUUGUUUAUCCAGCUGUGUUUUAAUUAUUUUUUACAUUUUUCUUUCUUUUCAUGGGUGACUGGUAGGAAUAAUAAAGAAGAAUCUGUUGAUGAUUCAGUGUUUUGGGAUGUAAAAUAUCAGAGGCAAAGGCCGUAUCUAUAGCAUUUGGUAAAAGAAAACGUUCUAUAUUGUCCUUAAUAUAUAUGAAGUCAAGUAAAUGUGGUUUAAAAGUGUAAUCCAAGUACGCUUGAGUUUGUGUUACUUGCAUAAAAACUUGUCUAUUUACGUAUCAAAAUCCUCUUUAUUACAUGGAUCUGUAAUCUUACAAUAGAUUACAACACUUUUGGUUGCUAGGUUGGGAUUAUCUUUAAUAAAUAAUAAUGAAAAUUAU
This is a messenger RNA of Pimephales promelas (fathead minnow), 1973 nucleotides long. RefSeq names its product C1GALT1 specific chaperone 1 (gene c1galt1c1). Lineage: Eukaryota; Metazoa; Chordata; Actinopteri; Cypriniformes; Leuciscidae. Gene Ontology annotation, molecular function: N-acetylgalactosaminide beta-1,3-galactosyltransferase activity. The record is from RefSeq and is a predicted model, not a curated record.